AUUCCCCCACUUAUCCCCCCUCCCUUUUCUAUCCAAAGUUCACAACUUAUUUUUAAAAGUCUGUGCGCGGGUGCGCCGGCUUUUGUUUGAUUAGUCUAGCAGUAGCAAAAACUGAACAUGCAACAAUUACAAAAGAUCAUCCGCACGGUGCAUCGACCCCUUUUACGGGCUUCCUCGACAGCUGCCAAGACCGAACCAAAUGCGAGUUCUUCGUUAGGCUACAACUUCGCUUUAAGCGACACUCAGACCGAGGUGCAGGAGUUAGCACGCAAAUUUACACGGGAGGAGAUCACUCCGAUGGCGGCACACUACGACAAAACCGGCGAGUUUCCCUGGCCCAUCUUCAAAAAGGCAUGGUCCCUCGGGCUGGCGAACGGCCACAUACCGGCCGACUGCGGUGGUCUCGAACAGUCCGUAUUCGACCUCUGCCUGGUGGCCGAGGAGAUGGCGUUCGGAUGUACGGGCAUAGGAGUGGCGAUCGGAGGCUCCGGACUGGCCCAAACGCCGAUAGUGCUCGCCGCGAGUCCCGAGCAGAAGAAGAAGUACCUCGGGCGGCUGAUCGAGGAGCCCUUAAUCGCGGCGUACUGUGUUACGGAACCGGGCGCCGGGUCGGACGUGAACGGGGUCAAGACCAAGGCGGAGAAGAAGGGAGACGAGUGGAUUUUAAACGGGCAAAAAAUGUGGAUAACCGGUGGAGGGGUGGCUAAUUGGUACUUCGUAUUGGCGCGCACAAAUCCCGACCCGAAGGCGCCCGCGAGUCGCGCCUUCACCGCUUUCAUCGUGGAGCGCGAUUGGCCCGGAGUAACGGUCGGUCGAAAGGAAAUUAACAUGGGCCAGAGGGCGUCCGACACGCGCGGCAUAACCUUCGAGGAUGUCCGCGUUCCCAAGGAAAACGUGAUUAUGGGCGAAGGCGCCGGUUUCAAAAUCGCCAUGGGAGUGUUCGACAAAACGAGGCCUUUGGUGGCGUCCGGAGCGACUGGUCUCGCGAAUCGCGCCCUGUACGAGGCGAGCAAGUACGCCACGGAACGGAGGACGUUCGGCGUGCCGAUCGCCAGUCACCAAGCCAUAGCGUUCAUGCUAGCCGAUAUGGCGAUCGGCGUGGAGACAUCGCGCCUGCUGUGGAUGAAAUCGGCGUGGAUCGUCGAUCAAGGUCAACGAAACUCGUACGAGGCCUCCAUCGCCAAGUGUUUUUCCGGCGACGUUGCGAAUAAAAACGCGGCGGACGCGGUGCAGAUCUUCGGCGGGAACGGCUUCAAUACCGAAUAUCCCGUAGAGAAACUGAUGCGAGACGCGAAGAUUUAUCAGAUUUACGAGGGCACCUCACAAAUUCAACGGCUGGUUAUUUCGCGCCAUCUUCUGGACUCGAUUAAAAAGUCAAAUUAACAACACCAGAUAAGAUUCCCUAUUAAUUUUGACUUCUGACCAACCAAUGAAUAUGUUUAUUUUUUUAUCUAACGUAAUAUAUAAGAGAUAUUUUAUACACUCAUUAAACUGCUGUUCAUCCC
Photinus pyralis (common eastern firefly) is the source of this 1505-nucleotide messenger RNA. RefSeq names its product probable medium-chain specific acyl-CoA dehydrogenase, mitochondrial (gene Mcad). The coding region runs from base 118 to 1383 and encodes 421 amino acids. The transcript is spliced from 8 exons. NCBI's taxonomy places the organism in Eukaryota, Metazoa, Arthropoda, Insecta, Coleoptera, Lampyridae. Gene Ontology annotation, cellular component: mitochondrion. Gene Ontology annotation, molecular function: medium-chain fatty acyl-CoA dehydrogenase activity; flavin adenine dinucleotide binding. The record is from RefSeq and is a predicted model, not a curated record. Gene Ontology annotation, biological process: medium-chain fatty acid catabolic process; fatty acid beta-oxidation.